CAUCGUUGGAAAUCCGCACAUUUUUGUCGCAUCGUUGUGUUGGUUGUGCAGGUGGCUGGAACUGGAAUCCUGAAUCAGCGGCGUAAAGUCCGAAAGCGAGUCUUUUACGCCCGCAGUACGUUCGAGCCCGUAGUCGUUUUCACACAGCUUCAGUCCGCAGCCUGUGUGAUACACCGGACCGAGAGGAAUCAGUCUUUGUCCACGACCAGCACCCGUCACAUCACUCGCCUCCCACAAUGUUCUCCGCCCUGAUGGACGCCGCGCGCAAUUCGCCCUUCAAGGCCCCCUUCAGUCGGGCCCAGUGCGAUGCCAGUGAGAAAUCGCUGGUGCCCUCGGGUGACCGUACCAUCCAGGCCGCCUCCACCAAGGAGGUCGAGUUCGGAUCCAACGAAUUCUUCGGACUGUGCGCCCUCGGAGGUAUCCUGUCGUGCGGUUUGACCCAUACCGCUGUUGUGCCGCUGGAUUUGGUCAAGUGCCGUCUGCAGGUCGAUGCCGCCAAGUACAAGAAUCUGUUCCACGGCUUCAAGGUCACCGUCGCCGAGGAGGGCGCCCGCGGUCUGGCCAAGGGAUGGGCUCCGACCUUCUUCGGAUACUCGGCACAGGGUGCCUUCAAGUUCGGUCUGUAUGAAGUGUUCAAAAUCCAGUACGCCAACAUGAUUGGCGAGGAGAAUGCCUACCUGUACCGCACCUGGGUGUACCUGGGUGCGUCCGCCUCGGCCGAGUUCUUCGCCGACAUUGCCCUGUCGCCGCUGGAAGCCGCCAAGGUCAAGAUCCAGACGACCCCCGGCUACGCCAACAACAUGCGCCAGGCUAUGCCCAAGAUGAUGGGCGAGGAGGGUAUCGCCGCCUUCUACAAGGGGCUGGUUCCGCUGUGGUGCCGUCAGAUCCCGUACACCAUGAUGAAGUUUGCCUGCUUCGAACGUACCGUCGAGCUGUUGUACAAACACGUUGUGCCGAAGCCACGUGCUGAAUGCAGCAAGGGUGAGCAGUUGGUGGUCACAUUCGCCGCCGGUUACAUUGCCGGUGUGUUCUGCGCCGUGGUGUCCCACCCGGCCGAUGUCGUCGUGUCCAAGCUGAACCAGGCCAAGGGCUCCAGUGCCAUCGAUGUGGCCAAGAAGCUCGGAUUCAUGGGCAUGUGGCACGGUCUGAUGCCCCGUAUCAUUAUGAUCGGUACGCUGACCGCCCUGCAAUGGUUCAUCUACGACGGAGUCAAGGUCGCCCUGAACAUCCCCCGCCCACCCCCACCAGAGAUGCCAGAAUCGCUGAAGAAGAAGCUCGGAGUCGAGUAAGCGAUUUAGUGUGUGCUCUAAACAAAUUGUGAUUAAGGAAUAAGUUUUAACUACGCCGUAACCAUACAGUAAAACGGGGAACCAAAACGUGUAUCGUGUGAACCGGGAGUGCGACCUUGGUAAGAUCAAACGUAAUAAAUCCAAUACGGGAAAAGUGUAUCUAAACCAGUA
Aedes aegypti (yellow fever mosquito) is the source of this 1460-nucleotide messenger RNA. RefSeq names its product phosphate carrier protein, mitochondrial. Gene Ontology annotation, biological process: mitochondrial phosphate ion transmembrane transport. Gene Ontology annotation, cellular component: mitochondrial inner membrane. NCBI's taxonomy places the organism in Eukaryota, Metazoa, Arthropoda, Insecta, Diptera, Culicidae. Gene Ontology annotation, molecular function: phosphate transmembrane transporter activity. The transcript is spliced from 4 exons. Bases 237 to 1289 code for a protein of 350 amino acids. The record is from RefSeq and is a predicted model, not a curated record.